UGAGAGCAUUUCUCAAACAAAUAGGGGUUAAUAUUCUGGCUGCUUAGUUAAUAAUCUUUUGUGUUUUUCUUUUUUCAGUAGCCAUUUUCCCAGCCUCUAUAUUAUAAUACUACAUUUCAGUGAUUAACCACCUUCAUCCAGAAUUAUGGCUUCCCGUCCGAAGAAACGCAAAACUAAGUCCUCAACAACAGGCCCAGUGACUCCUCUACAAAAAGAAACGUCAGAGCUAAAAGACUUGGUAACGGAAUGUAUGACAGCAGCCUUACCAAUCAUUGAAAAUACAGUAAAAGAGUGCUUGACCAAACUGAAGAGCAACCAAGACUCAGCAAGUACAUCAACAGCCCCACAACCAGAAGAGAGUGUGAACAACACCACUCCAAAUACAUCCACCUUCAAUGCAAUUAUUGACUUGGAACCUAGCACAGGUAUUACCUCAUUUACUCAUGAUGUGCAACAAAACAUUUCUCCUGUGGGGAUUUCAAAACCUGUGGGCUUGGGGGUUGACACCAAAAUCAAGGCCAAAAUAUUUGCAAAUGAGUAUGUCAAAAUGGCCUCAUUGCUCCCCAAGUCUAGCAUUGAACAGGAACCAAAAUUUAAAUCAGUCGAAAAAGACGGACAACUGGUUUUUGUCAAGACUAAUGACAGUAAUCAAAUCAAAUCCAUCACCCAAUGGAUGGAAGCUUUUCAUGUCUUCGUUGCUCUCCACUGCACUAAAUACCCAAACGAAGUUGGGCAGCUUAUGACAUAUGCUCAAAUUAUUCAGGGCAUAUCCAAGUCAUGUGGAGAUGAAGCGGCCAUAUGCUAUGACGAAAAAUUUAGGCAAUGGCGACAGGUUGCACCACGAGCCUGUCCCUGGGAUAGGAAAAACUCUGAACUUUUCCAUGAUGCAAUUGUUCAGGGAUUAGAGGCGAAAACAAAGCUAAAGAAGCAGCCCUUUCGAUCUACAUCUUCGAAGCAAAAGUAUUGCUUCACUUUCAACAACAAAGGCUCCUGCAACAAAGGCAAUUCCUGUCCAUAUGCACACAUAUGCCAAUACUGCUCUGGCAAACACUCAAGACUUCAGUGCACAAAAAAUAGACAGGGACAAAACAACACAACACACACAAAAUCCUCCAAUAAUGACCUGCACAGAAAACCAUUUACUUCCACCAAAAAAGAUUGAUAACUCUGUUGUUACCCCAAUUAGUGUGGAUAAAUUUGCCGAAUAUCUUCAUGGUUAUGACCCCACUCUCUCAAAUUUCUUACUGGAAGGGUUUAGACAUGGUUUUAGAAUUCCUUACCAAGGUCAUCGCCAGUUCCGCCUUUCAAAAAACUUAUCUUCUUUCAAGGGAAAUGAAAGUGUAUUGUGGCAUAAAAUAAAUAAUGAAAUAGAGUUAGGUAGGGUUGCAGGUCCUUUUUCUUCCCCCCCUUUUCUUAACCUUCAAGUUUCACCUCUUGGUUUAGUCCCCAAAAAAACCCCAGGGGAAUUCAGACUUAUACACCACUUGUCUUACCCAGAAGGGUCGUCAAUCAAUGAUCACAUUCCUCAUGAAUUUUGCACUGUGCAGUAUCAAACUAUAGAUGAUGCUAUUUCAGCCAUCAAGGACAUUGGGGUGGGGGCACUUUUAGCAAAAACUUACUUGGAAAAUGCUUACAAACAAGUACCAGUCCACCCCGAUGACUUUGAACUAUUAGGUUUCAGUAUUGAUGAAAAUUUUUAUUUUGACAAAACCCUUCCCUUCGGCCUCAGUUAUUCUUGUAACCUUUUUGAAAAGUUCAGUUCAGCCCUGCAAUGGAUUCUCCAUGAUAAAUUUUCUGUUUUACACUGUGUACACAUCCUUGAUGACUUUCUGUUUAUUGGGUAUCCAAACUCACCAGGCUGUCACGAUGCACUUCGGGCAUUCCACACUCUAGCAAAUGACAUCAACCUACCAAUUAAGUCGGAAAAAACAGUACUUCCUUGCACAACACUCACAUUUAUGGGCUUAGAAAUAGACUCCAUCAAAUUUGAGAUUAGACUUCCAGAGGACAAAUUGCUACGCCUACAAGAAGCAAUCCAUGUGUUUAAGAGGAAACGUACAGCUACCCUGCGUGAGUUACAGUCCCUUAUCGGGCUGUUAAAUUUUGCCUGCUCUGUAGUGCCACCUGGUAGAACAUUUCUUCGUAGAAUCAUUGAUCUCACUAAGGGCAUUAAAAAACCUUAUCACCACCGUCGGUUAAACGCGGAAGCUAGGGCUGAUCUACAUGCUUGGUCAAUUUUCAUAGUACAUUUUAAUGGUAAAGCACUUUUUCAUUCUGGAAAAACGUGCACCUCCCAAUCUUUACAUCUGUAUACAGAUGCUAGCAAUUUAGGGUUUGGGUGUACAUUUGGUAGGAAAUGGUUCUAUGGAUCCUUCCAGGGACAGUGGUUAGAAUACCAUAUAUCUGUAAGAGAAUUCUUUCCCAUUGUUCUUGCAAUGGAAAUGUGGGGUGAAAGGUUAUCAAACACAUCAGUUGUAAUACACUCUGACAACAGUGCGGUGGUUCAUGUUAUAAACAAAACCUCAUCCAAAGACCCCAACCUGAUGAAAUUAAUGAGACGCCUUAUGGUAGCAUCUCUUACAUUCAACAUUCAUUUCCAUGCUGAACAUGUCCCUGGCCUUCAAAACAUUGCACCUGAUCUUCUCUCUCGCCUGCAGAUACAAAGAUUCAAAGAACUCUUCCCCAACAUGGAAAUGGAGAAAACAAGGGUUCCACUUGCACUACUACACCUCUAACGAGAACAGCAGACUUCUUAAUUAGGAACUCGCUAUCAGAAGAUUCACUUUCAUCAUAUAGAAACAUAUUUGCAAGUUACAAAACGUUUAUUCGUGCCCAUGUUGAUAAAAAUUCAACUCCUUUACCCCCAUCACUUUCCCAUUUGUUGCUUUACAUUGCACAUUGCUUCCAGUCAGGCUUGGCUGCUUCAACUACCCGCACACACAUUGCUGCUUUAAGCUUUACAUUUCAACUCGGGGGUUAUCAGGACCUUACUCAAAAUUUUCUGGUUAGAAAACAAUUGCAGGGAUUUAGCAAAGUUAAGCCAGUCAUGGACAAUAGACUACCUAUAACUCCAGACAUUUUGUCAAAAAUUGUUUCUGCCCUACCAUCCAUAACAAAUUCUGCCUUCAGCAGUACAUUGCUUCAUGCUAUGUAUGUUUUAGCAUUUUGUGCCUUCCUCAGGGUUGGGGAAAUCACCAAGACAGCAGGUGCUAAGCAGCACUUCCUGUUAGCUAAACAUGUUAUCUUGCAAAAAGAUUCCCAACUGGGCAAUCCCAUAGAGCUUACAAUCCCACACUUUAAGCACUCUAAUCAGUCUAUCACUCUGCAUCUUCAGCAAAAUACUUCCAACCCCUUAGUAUGCCCUUUCUUGGCUCUGCAAACUUUCAUGGAUGUUAGAGGUCAUAAGUCACCUGUGGAACCCUUGUUUUCAUUUAUGGAUGGUACUCCUGUGUCCCGUCAGUUUUUUACUGAUCACUUAAGGUUGUCUCUGUCAUUCUGUGGACUAGAUACAAACAAGUAUCAGUCACACAGCUUCCGAAUUGGGGCAGCCACUACAGCUGCAGCUUCAGGGUCAUCGGACAUUCAGAUUCAAAAUAUGGGCCGCUGGAAAUCAUCAGCAUUUAAAAAGUACAUUCGAAUUCCAACUAUCAAAAUGUAAUCUAGAGCACGAGUGUAAGGGUUACCUCACUCUUGCGCAGCAACCUUGAAGUCAGGGGCUUCAGGUUCUGCCAUGGAAUUCACUAUCCAAACAUAGGAAUUUCGAAGUCAGGGGCUUCUUGUUCCAUCAUGUGACUCGAACCAGUGGGGAAUCGGAUCUUGAAGUCAGGAGCUUCCGGUCCACUUUUUUCUUACUUUAAAUGUUCCCUUGAGCCAUGAAGACAGGGGCUUCUGGUUCAGUCAUAUUGCUUAUCUUUUUAACCGUCUUUAAUAAACAUAGGGAUAGGCCAACUUCAUAGUCGUUUCACCAUUCACGAAUGUUUUUGUUUCCCUUCCAAAAACUGUUACUUGGACUUGGAGUAUAUUCUUUUAGGGUGCUGGAUGGGGCAUAUCAAAGCUGAAGGUAACUACAGCCUUGAUAGGUGGCGGAAGAUACCCCAUCUUUGACACUUUUUGUAUAUACAAUUUGCCAAAGUAUCUGCUCUUAUAACUUGAGGUUUUUCCUAGUCAUAAUAUUGUAUUUAUGAUUUUUUUAUAUUGUAGUUUUUAGGAUUGUGGCAUUUUUGUAAUGUUUUAUUAGUCACAAUUCCUUAGCAUGAAUUGCAGUAUUGUGUUCUUAGUUUAUUAUUUUUUAACUGUUUUAUAUGAUUUUUUGGUGUAAUACUUUGUCAUUUAUUAGUUAAUAAAUGACCAUUCUAAUUCCUCAAA
Messenger RNA from Ostrea edulis (European flat oyster), 4365 nucleotides. RefSeq lists its product as uncharacterized. Gene Ontology annotation, molecular function: metal ion binding; DNA binding. Bases 146 to 1162 code for a protein of 338 amino acids. The record is from RefSeq and is a predicted model, not a curated record. Gene Ontology annotation, biological process: DNA recombination; DNA integration. NCBI's taxonomy places the organism in Eukaryota, Metazoa, Mollusca, Bivalvia, Ostreida, Ostreidae. The transcript has 2 exons.